Messenger RNA from Salvia splendens (bonfire salvia), 658 nucleotides. RefSeq names its product histone H3.3. Gene Ontology annotation, molecular function: DNA binding; structural constituent of chromatin; protein heterodimerization activity. NCBI's taxonomy places the organism in Eukaryota, Viridiplantae, Streptophyta, Magnoliopsida, Lamiales, Lamiaceae. Bases 88 to 498 code for a protein of 136 amino acids. The record is from RefSeq and is a predicted model, not a curated record. The transcript is spliced from 3 exons. Gene Ontology annotation, cellular component: nucleosome.
UAUACCCCUCCCCACGUUUCAAAAUUCAUUAUCGCACCUCUCAAUUGGUUUCUUCCUUCAGCAUCCCAACUUUGAAUUUCUGAAGACAUGGCUCGUACUAAGCAAACCGCCCGUAAAUCCACCGGAGGAAAGGCUCCGAGGAAGCAGCUCGCUACAAAGGCUGCGAGGAAAUCAGCUCCGACAACCGGCGGAGUGAAGAAGCCCCACCGUUACCGCCCUGGAACCGUCGCUCUUCGUGAAAUCCGCAAAUACCAGAAGAGCACCGAGCUUCUGAUCCGCAAGCUUCCGUUCCAGAGAUUGGUUCGUGAAAUUGCUCAGGAUUUCAAGACCGAUUUGAGGUUUCAGAGCCACGCCGUGCUGGCGCUGCAGGAGGCGGCGGAGGCGUAUCUGGUUGGGCUCUUUGAGGAUACCAAUUUGUGCGCGAUUCACGCGAAGAGGGUUACUAUUAUGCCGAAGGAUAUUCAACUUGCUAGGAGGAUUCGCGGCGAGCGUGCUUGAUUUGGCGUUUAAUGCAUUCAAUUUAGGGUUUCUAUUAGUAUUCGAUAGUGUUACUUUAGUAUGUCCUGUUGUUAGGGCAUUGCAUCUAUACUUGUUUCUGAUUCCAGUAAUUGUCUCUGUAAAUUUACAGAUACUCAUUGCGAAAUCUUUUUUUACUACA